AAAUUACAAUAUUGCCUAUUGGCCGUGGGGAUAUUUAUAUUGCACGAUUUAUUAAACAAACUCCAAAGGAAAUGGAGACGAGAUGGAAUGACAUCAUGGGACCCACAGAAGUAUAGAGUUUAUGAAAUAUAUAUAUAGGAGAGAGAAAAGAGCUAAUGGAGCUGCAGAUGAUGAUGAUAAGGCUGAUAGUCAUUUCGCAGUUCACUGAGUCACACAGAGGCACUCUCCUCUCUCCUCUUUGUUUAUUGUCAGCCAGACAGUCAGGUGUUCAUCCAUCUCUUUUUAUUUAUUCCUUUUAACUCAUUCGUUUAAUGUAUUUCAGCCCCUUGGAUGUGGCCCUUCUUUAAACUAUUUUUUAGAAGAAGCCUGCUGAGACCUUUGAAAGGAGAAUUUCAAAAGGCGCCUUUAAAAUUAAACCCUCCAUGUGCUCCACUUUGCUGCUGAGAUUGACAGAGAGCAAAACAAAAAACUUCACAAAGCAAGUGACAAAAAUGAGUUUCGAUAAUGUUCCCCAUAAAUACUGUUGAGCUGUGUGCUUACACUAAUGCUAUUGUAUUGUCUCAGAAAAGGACGCAUUCACGUUACAAUACCCAGAGGUCACAGCCAGUCCACACUUAAAGAUCGGUGGCUGCGGAACCAUAAAUAUAUUUAAUCAGUAACACUGACAGUUUGUCCCCCCGAGUCCCCCUCUUCUGCAGAAGAAACAUGUGGAGCUCUGUGGUGGAAGUGACUGAUUAAUUUUGUAUGUGGAAAGCUUCUCGUUGCAGUGUGUGGGCUCUUCUUUUCACCAGGCUGUGCUCUGUUUUGACAUCAGAUUGCACAAACGUGAUCAAAACUACAUCAGAAAUCAGAUUAGAGAUAAUACUUUGGUGGUUUGGAUUGCAGUUUUACAGGGACGUCUUCAAAUGACCGUAACGUUUUCUCAGUGAGUUGAAUUAAUGGGUCACUCCACGUGUUUCCAAACUAUGAUCUACUGGACCACUUGAUCAGUUAUCGAUAAUGGGUCAGAUGCUGAGUUUGCAGCAGCAUGUCGACAGACUCUGUCUCUCUCGUGGUGCUGACUGUGUUGAAGGCGCUGACCUUGGUGCUGACCUGUGGGAUUUAUGACAUGAUCUGCACCGUUUCCGUCUCCAUUUAUGGUUCUACAAACUUCUUUUAUUGUUCUAAUUAACCUAUCCUUCUUAUUGAACCUCAGAUAGCUGCAUCAUCUCAGUUGGUCAUGUGUAUUAAGUCUCUAAAUCCGGAAUAGAUCUUAUAGUUCUUUGUAUGAAAUUUAAAUUAUGAGCAACGAUAAAGCAACUUUAGGCAAAAAUAGAAUAUUAUUAUUUUUUAAAAGUACUUUUAAAAGUAAUAUUCAGGGUGCGCCUGUGCUGCUCAGUCAAGACUAAACCAGGGUUUUGUGCUUAAUGAUGCCAGGUGUUGGCAUUUGGCUCUCUGGUUUACUGAGCUGACGCUACAGGUGUUUCUUGAAUAUUGAUACUCUGGCUGCAGAAGCGUCUUCCUGGGAAGCCCGGGUCGCCGCUCCUACAGCCCGCACGUCACUGACCUGACAUCAGCACACAGCUUAAAAACCCGGAGCACCGAGCGAUGUAAACACAACCAGGCACACCUACAUAUGGGCGCAGCCAGACACGCUGCUGGGAACAGAGCAAAAUAAUCACCUGGAUGCACCGCAUUUUAUGCUCCAGGAUAUUUCAGGAUGUAAUUUUACCAGUAAUGCUGCUUUAUUUUGAGUAACGCUCUCUAUUUUCAGAGCACGCUUUCUAAACAUCACAGAAAGUUUCUUGCACUUGUGCACCGUUGCUUUUAAUAAUGAUCAACGACACUCUCGCCCUUGGAGAACUGGACGCGAAUGUUUCUGAGCCGCUGUCUCCUCUCGCUCUUGGCCACAACCACAGUGCGCUUCGACUGGAGUCCAAGUCUCUGGUCACUUCAGCCACGAUGUUCGCCGUGGGAGUCCUGGGGAACCUCAUUGCCAUAGUUGUGCUGUGCAUCUCAAAAAAGGAGCAGAAGGAAACCACUUUCUACACUCUGGUCUGCGGGAUGGCCAUCACGGACCUGUUGGGCACGUGCUUCACCAGCCCGGUGGUGAUCGCCACAUAUGUAGCCAACCGCUGGCCGGGAGGAGCGCUGCUCUGCCACUUCUUCUCCUUCUCCAUGCUCUUCUUCGGCUCAGCUGGGAUGUCCAUUCUGUGCGCAAUGGCCGUGGAGCGAUACCUGGCCAUAAACCAUGCGUAUUUCUACUCCCAGCACAUCGAUAGGACAAUGGCGCGUUUCGCGCUCCUGGUCACCUACCUCGCUAACAUCGUACUGUGCAUUAUGCCCAGUUUUGGCUUCGGGAAGCACGUCAGGCACUUUCCUGGGACUUGGUGCUUUCUGGACUGGAGAGCGAUGGAUCCUCUCGGAGCCUGCUACUCCUUCCUGUACGGCGGCGUGAUGCUGGUGCUGAUCGCAGUGACAGUUUUGUGUAACCUGGCGGUGUGCAGGUCGCUGGUGGGGAUGAAACAGAGGACAGGAAUAGUCAGGACGGAGCUGUGCGAACAGGGAGGUUCACGUCGCUUCUUCCCCCGGCUGCAGUCAGUUACUUCAGCGGCGGAGAUCCAAAUGUUUUGGCUUCUGGUCUUCAUGACCAUCGUUUUCCUGGUUUGCUCCAUCCCUUUAGUGGUGCGAAUCUUCGUCAACCAGUUAUAUGACCCUGCCUAUAUCUCUGCUGGGGGGGAGCCUGACUACCGCAGCGACCUGCUGGCGAUCCGCUUCGCUUCAUUCAACCCCAUAUUAGACCCCUGGGUUUACAUUUUGUGCCGGAAAAACCUGCUGCUAAAGGGUUGCGAGAGGCUGAAGAGGGCAGUGGCGCGGGUUAAGGGCAGUCGUGGAGACAACAUCGGCUGGGCAGAAGGUCAACACUCCCCUCCGUCUUUACACAGCAACGACACCAGCUACGCGUCAUUACGCACGGCAAGCUACAGGAACGACGUGGAGCACCGGGUGUCGAUCAAAAAUAAAUCCUUUACAGACUUCGCGUUGAGACAAGCGUGGGAGUACGACACCGCCCGGGUCAACUUUCACCCGUUCAGCGUCGAGUCGACCGCGAUCCUCGGGUGUGAGGAGGAAGUGGCGGCCGAUUCCAAACAGGAGGCGGCGGCCAAGUCGUCCCCAGGACGCACUCCAAGAACACCGCCGCUCUCUGCGCAUGUCAGAAGAGUGGACUUUGUCACCUGCACGUUCAGCACACCGAGCUCCUGUCAGUCAGCGGAAUGCCUUUGAUGGACAUUUCUUAUCUGCCAACACCAGUUCAGAAAUAUUCCUGUGAGUCUGGCAGUUGCUCCAUCUGCACAGCAAACUGGUACUUUUUAAUUCAACUGUGAGAAAAACCAACGCUGCCAGUGAUAAACACUACAUAGCUCUUAUGUUAUUUAACCUGCUGCAGAAAAUUCUCCAAAUUUAAUUUAGGCUUUAUUUUAAGGCACAACAGCAGAUUAUGCAGUAUGGCACAUCCAGUUUUGCAUUGCUUUUUAUAUCAACCAGAAUGAGGCCCAGAAAAACACUGGCUGUAUGUAUAACUGCUGACUGGUGGAUAUGGAAAACUGCACUGUAUUACUGGUGAUGUUGGGGUCACUUUUGGAGAUGAAUGUGAUUUCUAAUUCCUGCCUAAAGUACACAGACAGCAUGAGAUGAAGGCUGUGGUGACAAUUUAAGCUAAAUAUUAUUAUACCCCAUGGGUACAAAAGUGUGACACUCUAAGAGCUUUACACACUGUAUGAAUCCAUAUGUGCCAUUUUUAAUACAUGUUUAUUCAUUACAUGUUGUUGUUGCACUGAGUUUCAUAUAUUUUUUUAAACGUACACGCUGCUAAUUUACUCUGUGCCAUUGAACAGUGUUGCAUGAUGCAGGGAAAAAUGAAUGUAGGCCAUUUGAACCUUGUUAAAUCUUGUUUUAUAUAGGACAUUUAAAUAUAAUGUUUUGAUAUUUGCAGUUGUAAACAGCCAAAGUGAACACAUCACCCUUUGAAAAAGGAAAAAGAAAAAAAAAAAUACUGUUGCUGUAAGCUGUGUGACCUGUGGUGUUCGCUGGAUGUAUUGGUGGGUCUGUGCAGAGAAAUAAAGUGACACUGAAGAGUUUUACCUGCUCUGAAAGAAGCAUGAAAGUGUUUUAACUGCAACCACUCUCAGCUGACAGACAGGCGGCAGAAGAGCUACACCUCCCUCAGUUCAAACUGGGGACAAUAGGGUAAAUUUGGCUUUUUAAACCAGCAGGUGGCGCUACAACAUUAAAAGUCCUGUGUAAAUUUAACCGGGAAAGGGUAGUGAUGUUGAUACUGUUCUAAAGUCAGUAUGAAUCUGUGCAAUAUGUGAAGUAGCCAAUGAUAACAAUGAUAUAUA
Molecule: messenger RNA, 4379 nt
Organism: Lates calcarifer (barramundi perch)
Lineage: Eukaryota; Metazoa; Chordata; Actinopteri; Centropomidae
Gene: ptger4c
Product: prostaglandin E receptor 4 (subtype EP4) c
Exons: 2
Coding region: 1813-3264 (483 amino acids)
Biological process (GO): positive regulation of cytosolic calcium ion concentration; negative regulation of inflammatory response; cellular response to prostaglandin E stimulus
Cellular component (GO): plasma membrane
Molecular function (GO): prostaglandin E receptor activity
Source: RefSeq, a predicted model, not a curated record